AUUCGCGGCGUAGAGUCUUGUCACAUCCAAAGGCAUAUCGGCGUUCUGCAUCGUCGACCCGGAGCGACUCUGGACACACCGAAAAAAUCUCCCAGCAUACAUGAUAUUAUCGAUUUCCUUUUUUUUUUGGUUUUUUUUGGGUCAAUGUUUAGCGAGCGAGCGUCUGUUUUUGAGGAACCACAAUCGCCAGCUCGGUCACGGGCUUAUUCCUUUUUCUCCUCUCAACAUGGCUGGAACAGGGUGGAUUUCUGAUUUGCAUUUACAACAGGGCAGGUCUUUGAGUCAUGGAAGGCCGGGUUUUCUUCCUGUUUUGCGUUUUAAAAUAAGAGGUAUAAGCAGCAAUGCACACCCACCCACGCCCGGCAGCGACCGGGACAGGCAUAUCUUGGUUUUCUGGAUUCCCAAAUUUGUUUUCAUCUGGCAUACAUACGGCAUAAAGCGGCUUUCUUUAGAGAAGAUACCCCCCAACCGCGACCCUGGACGACAAACUCUCCGGUCUGCGUGCUCGCUUCAAGUUUCCUUUUCGUUUCCCAGGCCUUGGUUUCAUGACCGACGAGUUAACGGAUGACCUAAUGACGAAUACCCGACGAACCUCACGACGACUUUUCACACGAAAGAACCCCGUCCAACUUGAUGUUGGCACUUCUCUUCGAACAAAAGCCGAUCGAGCGACUACGGAUUCGGAGGAAAAUGCGGGACUGGAUCCACGAAUAUGCAUCAUCCAAUCGUUAGGUCGAUUCUGUGACUCAUCUCGUAGCCGCGACGCA
This is a messenger RNA of Pseudomassariella vexata, 767 nucleotides long. RefSeq lists its product as uncharacterized. The record is from RefSeq and is a predicted model, not a curated record. The transcript has a single exon. Lineage: Eukaryota; Fungi; Ascomycota; Sordariomycetes; Amphisphaeriales; Pseudomassariaceae. Bases 101 to 568 code for a protein of 155 amino acids.